This is a messenger RNA of Protopolystoma xenopodis, 324 nucleotides long. The record is from the annotation of a GenBank genome assembly. Lineage: Eukaryota; Metazoa; Platyhelminthes; Monogenea; Polystomatidea; Polystomatidae.
AUGCACGCAAACAUAGGCGAGAAGGCGGUCACCGCUCUUCUGGAGGUCUUGGAACGAGAGAAGGAUAUUCUGGAAGAAGAGCGGAUACGGAAGGAGUCGUUAACACGACUAAUUAACCUCACAGUAAGUACAAUAUAUCCUACAUUCAACUGCAAAUAUGAGCAAAUAUUUGCACUACCGAUGGGAUUACCAUUCUUACCUCUUAGAAAAUUUAUACAUGAACAAGUUGGAGAAAGAAUUCGUGAAGUCACCGUGCUUAUACGAUACCUGGACGACUACUUUGUAUUUUUAAGAGAUGUAUUCACCCUAUUUCAUUUGAGGUGA